Messenger RNA from Carcharodon carcharias (great white shark), 5020 nucleotides. RefSeq names its product BTB/POZ domain-containing adapter for CUL3-mediated RhoA degradation protein 2. Gene Ontology annotation, molecular function: protein binding; ubiquitin-protein transferase activity. The transcript has 8 exons. Gene Ontology annotation, cellular component: Cul3-RING ubiquitin ligase complex. Gene Ontology annotation, biological process: proteasome-mediated ubiquitin-dependent protein catabolic process; protein ubiquitination; negative regulation of Rho protein signal transduction. NCBI's taxonomy places the organism in Eukaryota, Metazoa, Chordata, Chondrichthyes, Lamniformes, Lamnidae. Bases 312 to 1271 code for a protein of 319 amino acids. The record is from RefSeq and is a predicted model, not a curated record.
UGAGCCGGAAGUGAAGACGGAGAGAAAGGGGAGGAGAGGUGGUGUGGAAGGUCGGCACGGCAACUUUUGCAGCAUCGAAACCUGUCCUGAGGUGCUGCACAGAUGCAUAAUCAUACAAAAAUUAACACAGCCCGUAGAGGGAGAUGCUAGAAGAGGUGACCACAAGCUUGGCGAAGGAGUGGUGCAGAUGUUAUGAACAUUUGUGAACGUGACCUGAUCUUGGCUCAUUUUUGUCUGGCUUGCACACACCAACCACGGCGGGACAGCUUAAGCCAACUGUGUGCAGAGUCACCAUUUAUCUGCAGAGAGACAUGUCUGGAGACACCUGCUUAACAUCAUUGUACCCAUCUUCUGGAGCCAAGCCUAAGGCUAUCAGCUUUAAAGGAGGAAGCAUGGGGAACAAAUACAUACGAUUAAAUGUUGGAGGCUCCCUGUACUACACCACUGUUCAGAUUUUAACCAGACAUGAUACCAUGCUAAAGGCAAUGUUUAGUGGAAGAAUGGAAGUGCUUACUGACAAAGAAGGUUGGAUUCUUAUCGACCGUUGUGGCAAACAUUUUGGCACCGUUUUGAACUACCUGCGGGAUGACUCGAUUAUCCUUCCAAAGAGUAGGCGGGAAAUAAAGGAACUGUUGGCAGAAGCCAAAUAUUACCUCAUUCAGGGCCUAGUGGAUGUCUGUCAGACUGCUUUGCAGGAAAAGAAUGAAUGCUGUGAAGUUGCGUGCACUAUCCCCAUGAUCACCUCGCCUAAGGAGGAAGAACGACUAAUUGAAACAUGCGCUAAGCCAGUUGUGAAGCUGCUACAUAACAGAAGCAACAAUAAAUAUUCCUAUACUAGCAACUCUGAUGACAAUUUGUUGAAGAACAUCGAACUGUUCGACAAGCUAUCCCUGCGAUUUAACGGAAGAGUGCUUUUUAUGAAGGACGUCUUGGGAGAUGAGAUCUGCUGCUGGUCAUUUUAUGGGCAGGGCCGCAAGCUUGCUGAGGUUUGCUGUACUUCAAUCGUGUAUGCAACAGAAAAAAAACAAACUAAGGUUGAAUUUCCAGAAGCGCGAAUUUAUGAAGAGACAUUAAAUGUCUUGCUUUAUGAAACGCCACGUGUACCCGAUAACUUGUUGUUGGAGGCUACUAGUCGAACAUCUGGUCAGGGAUCGCACAGUGAAGAUGAAGAGGCAUUGGAAGUUCGAGAUCGAGUGCGUAGAAUACAUGUGAAAAGAUACAGCUCUUAUGAUGACAGACCUCUUGGACACCAAGCUGCCUACAGAGACUAAAACCACAACCAGAUUGUUACAUGUGAACAGUAUUUACAUUUUAAAACACUUUUUAUCUACUAAUGGUCAUCAACAUAAGCAUUAUCAUGAGAUAUGAAGACAACUGACUUGUAGAAAAAAAAAACCUGUGUGCUUUUGAGGUUAAUUUUCUUUAAUUUGUUAUAAUAUUGAUUUUCAGUUUCCUGAAAAAGCCUUAUAAGUAGAGCUGAAAUACUUGCUAAAAGUUGUGAAUGAAUUUGCCUUAACUCCAUCAUAGAUUGUCUUUCUACUGAUCUUUAGCAUGGUUUCAGAAAUCUGAAAUCCAAUUUGAUGCAACUGUGGCUACCAAAAGGCAGUGGAGAUGAAGUUUGAUGCCAGUGCCAUUGAAUUGACAUUGUGCUGUGGCCAUGCACUUCCCACAGAGGGAGGGGGGAGUCACAGUGAGCCAUUCCCACAUUAUUGCUGUGUGGCUUCUAGUUCAGACCAUGGAGGCUUGAGAUCAAGUGUCUCUCUCUACCUUUUUUGCCACUGUUACUUUAUGGCUUUGGGGGUUAAUACAGGGAUUCUACCCUCAAAUAUCAGAAGUACAAGUCAGUAUCUAAGCCUGAGUGUCCGCUAUUUUCAUACUUGUUUUGCGCCUGUUUCUAUAUGGAUCAAUAUCAUACUUCCUGAACCAUUGAGUGUGCCUUAGUUUACACCUAUCGGUUCAUCAGAGUAUUUUUAGUCAUUCAUUCAUGUAUUCAAUGUUUUGGGGGUGCAGGAGGAAACAAUAGGGCAGUUUUCAUUUCAUUACCCCAUCUCUCCCAAAAAUAUUCUUCCAAGUCAAUUACCUCGGCACCUUAGCAUUCCAGAUACCUAACAGUAAUUGUAAGCUGGUGUAUUGUACAGUCUUUGGGGCUGAGGCCUGUUAAUAAUCUAUCCAAAAUCCCAGUGCUUUAAUACAUCCCAUCUUUGUUACAAGUCUUAAUGAACCAUAACUCCCAGCUCCUUCAUACAGUAUGUGGCACUUGGUUCUUAUUGUGCAUGAUGGAAUAUAUAUUUUACAUGGUGUGUUUUUAAUGGAACCUCGCAAGGGAAUUUUUUUUAAUAUGCAGCAUUGGCAGUAUGGGAUGAUGAUACAUAUUUUCUUAUUCCUUUAAAAUAAUGGAAUCAGAUUUGCAGGUUAAAAUUAUGUUGACUGGACCAAAAUGUUAAAUUUCUAUUUUUGUAUGUGUCCUGGCCAUUGCUCGUCUUUGUCUGAACCUGGAAUGGUAUAUUUGACACUAUUUUGCACUGUUUAGAUCAGGAUAGUGAUUUGUUGGCCGAAACUGACUUUAAGUUGUGUUUGUGAAACAAAUUGAACAUAAUUCAUGUUUUCUUAAAAUGUUGUAUAUUAAUAACAUGAGAGUAGCUCAAAUAUAAAAGCAAAAUACUGGUGGAUGCUGGAAACCUGAAAUAAAAACAGAAAAUUCUGGAAAAACUCAGGUCUGGCUCCAUCUGUGGAGAGAAAAACAGUUAACGCUUGAGUCAGCUCUGAAGAAGAGUCAUAAGAACUCAAAACACUAACUCUGUUUCUCUUUCCACAGAAACCGCCAGAUCUGAGAUUUUCCAGCAUUUUCUGUUUUUAUUAUGAGAGUAGCUCAAGUUUGACUUUCAAUCAGAGAGGUUUUGUGACUGAAAGUGCCAUUCUGACUUGCACCAUGGCUGUUUUCAGGUCAGGAGUGAAAUAAUUAGUGUAAUUCAUCCUUCCCUUUCCCCUGCCCUGAAUGACAGUAGCUGCUGGCCAACUAUGGAGUGCAUUUGACCAGAACUGAAUAAAGUUCAAGCUGAUGAGAGGUUAAGGAGCAAGCCUGGAGUCAAGCUCCUUUUCUCUUCAGGUGAGCAAGGCAUCAUUUCCUACUCCUUCACUCCCUCAGUGUGGCUUUCUGCUUCACUAGGGACUGUUUGUAGGAUGCACUUUCACCUUUCAAUGUCUGCCAUUUUUGUGUCAGAAGAAAACAUACCAACAAGGGGAAUCAUCUUCAUGUGACUUAGACAUAAUGGCCUAGAAAUUGGCUCACAAUUGAAUCAGGGAGAUGCACAGUGUCCUAUCGGCAGGACCACUGCAAGUUGCUCCACUGCCCUUAUUAAGAUAGUUGAGGGUGGUUGCUUGUUAUGUUCUUAGAGGUUCUCUCCGAGAUAACAGAACUUGAGGAAGGGGGGGAGUGGGCAUGAGCAAUGAUUGACAGAUGCACAUGAUUUUAAUGCAGGGUAGAUGGAGCGCUCUUGCUCCACAGGGCAUGUUCUUUUUAUUUAAAAAAAAAGACCAUUGAGUGGUAGUCCCUUUUAAGGGUCACUGGUUUGCCUAUUAAGCACCUGAACAACUACAGUCAGUCAAAAAUCAAUGGGUCUAACACCAGUUUUCACGUGUGUCCACGAUGUAUACUGACCACCCAUAACUAAUGUUAUAUAAUGUUAAUGUGGUGGUGCAAUUUUGGCAGAGAGAAUGCAUGUAUAGCCCCUGCUAUUUUGAACUAUUAGGCACACAUUUUACAGCUAUUGAGUUUCUAGGCCAGUGACAACUUCUUUGUCAUCUCAAUACUGUUUGAACAGCUAUACUUUUUAUAUUUAAAGCUGAGAAUGGGCUUUACUGCCAACCAUCAUAUCUGAUGGAUAUUGUGUUGACUCUUUGCUAGUUAAUCUAUAAGCUUAGUAAGUCACUGCGUUGAACAGUGGUGCAAAAUGCCCAAAGUUGUAGGUGUUUCACUUCUUUCAUGAAAAUUGCUUGUGUAAGAGAUAAAGGAAUCAUCUCAAAAACACAAAAAUGGCACUUGUGCCAAAGCACCUUCUAAACAGUUUGACCACCAAUUUUUUUUGCCACUUCAAAUGUAAAUAAAUGAGUGCUGUUGGGGUGUUUCAAUGAUGUACAAUCACAUGGCGUAAACAUUUCCUUUAAGGUGAUUUUCCUCCGCUUCAACGAUGAGCAGUUUAGCAUUAUAUCAUUUUUUUUUUCUAAACUGGUUUCACAAGUUUACAUUUUGGUCUUCUGCUAAUCAGAAUAUAGAAAGUUAGGUGUCUCACCAUCCAAUAAAUAAGUCCAGAUUCUCUCGUGAUGUAAUUGAUCUCUAACCUCUGCAGCUCACUGCUCCAGGAGGUGAAAUGUCCCUGCAUUUCACAGUUGCAGCUUAAGAAGGUACAUGUUGCGAAACUAAACACCAAUUCUGCAGUAAUUAUUGAGGCUACACCAAAGAUUGACAUGAAAGAUAAAAUAGAAGUAAUUGAAGAAAAGGGAAAUCUAUUUUGUUUGAACAAUCCUAAUAUUGAAUUCCAUUUUUUCACAAUUUGGUCACAAGUAUAUAGACAUGUCUACUUACAAUCAAAUUUGUUUUUAUUCAUGAGCCAAUUUGCAAAAAGCUACAAAAGCCGCAUAAAUACUGCAGUGAUUGAAGUGCUGCUUGUAACUGUGGAUAAUGUUGUAAUGUCAAAUAUUGCAAUUAAGCUGUGAAAUAGUUGGUUUAAUUCUUAUUGCUGACAAGCUUAGAGAGCCCAGUUGGUUACCUAACACUGGAAUACUCACCUGCGAAACCACUAUCUGUAAACAAAACUGCUCAGAAUUUUUGACACUGUGAUGGAUUUUUUUCCCCACGAAGUUGCUGUAUCGCACAUAUUUGAAAUAAAUUGUAGUAGCACUACUUGUAAGGAAUGACUUUCUAGAAGUGUAACCUGUUCAGAGGACAGAGCAUUGCUCCUUUGAAAUACUGUACUAAAAUUAUGGAAUAUUUACUAACUUCAAAAUAAAAUGUGUUCGUUAA